AUGAGUGAUAGGCAGCUUAAGGAGGUUGACGGGAGCUCUCGGCCGCUUUCAGAUUCUUUGGAGCCCACUUAUUUGGUGAGGUGCGCCAUGCUACUGCGUGUUAGAUUUGUGCUUAUGACAUGUGGGGUGUUUCUCUGUUUUUUCAUUUUUGUGGCUUGCGCUGUACCUCACCGUGGCGGGGAGGAGAGGGGCGUGGUACAGUACUCUUCAAUGUACUUUUUGUGCUGCUUCAUCGGUGGCGUCCUUAGCGGUCUUCCACAUACGCUCAUGACACCGAUGGACCUUGUGAAGUGCCGCAUGCAGGUGGGUGAAUAUGAGAGCAUGACUGAAGGGUUUCGUAUGAUAUACCAGGAUGCUGGUGGUUUUUUUGUUGGCAGCUUCCCACUUUUCUUUCGUGGGUGGGUGCCAACUUUCAUUGGGUAUUCCCUCCAGGGGGGGAUUAAAUUUUUCUUUUAUGAGGUUUUUAAGUUCAUGCUUCUUGAACGCCGGAAGGCGGAGGCUGCGCUGAACUCGCCGAUGGAUACUACAAGUUAUGCCUCUAAGCUUAUGGCGUACUUGGCAGCAAGUUUUUUUGCGGAGGUAAUUGCUGACGUUGCACUGGCGCCUUGGGAAGCCGUUAAAAUUAAGAUUCAGACUACGAGUGUUCACAGAACACAGAUCUCCGUCAUUGUGCCGAUGGUGUGGGCGGCGGAAGGGUGCAACGGUUUUUACAAGGGCCUCACUGCACUCUGGUGCAGGCAGGUACCGUAUACUGUUGUGAAGUUUAUGAGUUUUGAGAGCAUUGCACAACAGCUGUACAAAAUAUUUCUGAGCAACCCAGGAAGUGCGUCGCCGAAGAGUGUGCAACUAUUGGUUUCGCUUUUGGCUGGCAUCAUGGCCGGCAUGCUGUGCGCCCUCGUAUCACACCCUGCCGAUACAAUUGUUUCAAAGCUGAAUCAGCGCGCCGACACGUCGCACGCCACGAGCAAAAAUACACUUUGCUAUAUUGUACGAGAGCUUGGUUGGCGAGGCCUCUGGCGAGGCAUCGUCCCCCGUCUCAUGAUGGUUGGCGCACUCACUGCGAUUCAGUGGGUGCUGUACGACAGCUUCAAGGUGUUUGUUGGUCUUCCCACCACGGGAGGUCGAAGUGUCGCUGCGGCCAAGGUCGCCAACCAUUCGUGA
This is a messenger RNA of Trypanosoma grayi, 1161 nucleotides long. RefSeq names its product putative mitochondrial carrier protein. Gene Ontology annotation, molecular function: phosphate transmembrane transporter activity. The transcript has a single exon. NCBI's taxonomy places the organism in Eukaryota, Euglenozoa, Kinetoplastea, Trypanosomatida, Trypanosomatidae. Gene Ontology annotation, cellular component: mitochondrial inner membrane. Gene Ontology annotation, biological process: mitochondrial phosphate ion transmembrane transport. The record is from RefSeq and is a predicted model, not a curated record. The coding region runs from base 1 to 1161 and encodes 386 amino acids.